Molecule: messenger RNA, 1476 nt
Organism: Aspergillus brunneoviolaceus CBS 621.78
Lineage: Eukaryota; Fungi; Ascomycota; Eurotiomycetes; Eurotiales; Aspergillaceae
Product: SNG1 family protein
Exons: 2
Coding region: 1-1476 (491 amino acids)
Cellular component (GO): membrane
Source: RefSeq, a predicted model, not a curated record
AUGACCUUCUACGCGCGCGCCCGAAGGCAAAAGCACGCGAGCAUCCACGACCCGGCGGUGCGGUCGCUGCGCUUGGCGGUGCUCAAAGCGGCGGGGAUCAACCUGCUGGUGCUGCAGCUGCUGUUCCUGGGGCUGUUCUGCUACCUGUUCGGCUCGCUGUUCCAGCAGACGACGCAUGUGCACAAUCUGAACGUGGUGUUCGUGGACUACGACGGCGGGGCGAUCGGGGCGGCUGUCCGCGCCGCGUACGAGCAGCUGCAGGGCCCGGGCUUCCCAACCCUAACCGAGCACGCCACGGCGCAGUAUCCCCAGUCCGACGCGAUCACCGCUGCUGUGUGCCACAUCGACUACUGGGGCGGGCUGUACAUUGCCCCGAACGCAUCGAACGAGCUGGCCGCCGCCCUCGCCAGCGGCGCACCGCACUCCCCCGACGAGGUGCUCACCCUGGUGUGGAACGAGGCGCGCUACUCCACCGUGGUCGACUCGGCCAUCUACACCAGCAUGCAGACCCUUUCCAACGCCGCCCGCAUCGCUUACACCGGCACCCUGCCCCCAAACACUCUCACUAACACGCCCACCAACACCGUCAGCAACACCACCCUCACCACCCUCUCCCAACCCUGGACCUUAACCUCCACAAACCUCCAACCCACCACCCAAGGCUCGCGCCUCAUCUACAACACCCUGGUCAUCAUCCUCAUCAUGAUCCAAGAAUUCUUCUACCUAGGCUACAUCAACAGCGUCUACCAACAAUUCCACCUGUACACAACCGUCUCCCCGCACCGCAUCGCCAUCAUCCGGCAACUGCUCGCGGGAACCUACACACUGCUCGGCUCGCUGUCCACCACCGGCGCCGUCUGGGCGUUCCGGUUCGGGUGGCGCGUCUCCGGGGGACAAUUCGUGCUCACCUGGCUCGCGCUGUGGCUCUUCGCGCACUUGAACUUUUUGGUCUUGGACCUCUUCACCAUCUGGAUCCCCCCGCCCUUCGUGCCGAUGGCGUUCAUCUCGUGGAUCGUGGCCAACGUCACCUCCAUCCUGCUGCCGUUUGAGCUGGCGCCCGCGUUCUAUCGGUGGGGGUAUGCCUUGCCUGCGCAUGCGGUGUUUCAGGUGCUCGUCGAUGUGUGGUCCCGCGGCUGUAAUCCCCAGCUUGGGUAUGCAUUGCCCGUGCUGUUUGGGUUUGAGGUGUUGGGGUUGCUCGGGAGUACGGUCGGGGUGUAUCGGAGGGCGCAUUAUGCUGUUUUGGCCAAGGAGAAGGGGGAGAGGGAGUGGCAGGAGAAGGUGGCGGCUGCUGUGGCGGGGAGGUUGGCGAUUGAGAAGGAGAAGGGGGAGGUGGGCGAGAGGAGGCUGGGGGAAGAAGGGGUGAAACAAGAGGAGGAGCGAAUGGACCAGCUCGCGCGGGAGCUUUCGCAGGUGGAAAGGUCGGCGACGCGGAGACAGAAGCCUGGGCCGUGUUUUGAUCUGCCGUUUAGUGAAUGA